UCUCAUCUUCUGCUGCCAGAUAUUACGUUUUAACUCACGACAUAUACUACUUAUAUCAAUAUAAGUAGCACACACCACAGCAACACUUGGCAUAGAAUAAAACUGAAUUCUAUGUAAGGAGUUGUUGUUAACUGUAGAGUUAAUCUAAGACAGUAAAUGGAUCAGAAAAAAUGGCACAAAAUUUCCAUAAAGACAAUAUAGGUUCACCUCUGCGUGUCUAUUUUCUACAGAUACUGCCAGUCUCAAGCCCACACAAAGAAGGAGGGUUGGGUUUGGGGUCGGCAAACAUGAACCGUAGAGAACAAUCUUGCUAAACAAGUUAAACCACUUAAACUCUUUUGGUUGAAGGAAGAAUUAUAACUCCUCAUGAUGAAAGCCGAGAUUCUUCGGAAGUCACGAGGCCAAUGUUUCUUCUAACAACUAGAACAACAAUUUUUGUAGAUACAUGGAACGUCCAGACAACGUAGGAAACCGAGAGGAUCAGUCAAAUAGCAACGGAAAUGAGGUGAUUCAACUUGGUGGUUCUCAGAUUCAGCGAAACUCAUUGGACCCAAGCUGGGCAGCAAAGGUUAGGUACGGAAGAGAUGCUGUUGUAUUCCGGUCACGAAGAGAAAAAUACUCCACAAACUCUGGGAGUUACUCUGAUGCUGCCCAACGAAGCACGAAAUACACUUAUAGGAUGGGAAUCUCAUGGACCCACGACCAUCAAAGCAUCCUUCAAAACAAAGAAGGAGCGAAUUACAAUGAAUGUUAUCCAGUGUUAUGCACUCACCAAUGAUGGCAAUGAUGACGAUGAAGAUCAAUCAUAUUUGCAUCAGGAAAAACAUCACAAGGUCAAUGGAGGACGUGAGAACCAGAAGAGGAUUUGAAAUAGCCUCAGAUUACCACCUAGUUGCGGCCAAGAUGAAAUUGACGCUAGAGAAGCAUUGAAAAACUGAACAAACAGCAUUACAAACGUUCAGUAAGCCUUUCUUCGAGAUACUGACAAACUGAACGAAUUCAAGGUAACUCUUAACAACAGGUUCCAAGCCUUACAGGAGCCACUGAAGAAGAAACUACUAUGGAGGACAACUGGAAAGGGACCAAAGAAGCACUAACCUCAACGCGUCAGGAGGUCCUGGUCCGCAAGAAGCAUCAUCAUAAGGAAUGGAUCUCUAUAGAAACCCUGAACAAGAUUCAAGAAAGGGAGAACAAGAAGACAGUAGUUAACAACAGCCGAACAGUAGCAGGGAAAGUCAAGUCACAAGAGGAAUACACGAAAGCAAACAAGUAAGUUAAAAAAGUAUAAGGGCUGAUAAGCUGAAACAAGUGGAAGACAUAGGAUAGACG
Molecule: messenger RNA, 1329 nt
Organism: Schistosoma haematobium
Lineage: Eukaryota; Metazoa; Platyhelminthes; Trematoda; Strigeidida; Schistosomatidae
Exons: 1
Coding region: 446-778 (110 amino acids)
Source: RefSeq, a predicted model, not a curated record